UCGGCGGCUACGCCCGUUGAGAGAGCGCCUCCCGACGCCAUGUUGGUCCGGCGGCAUAGGUGACGUUCGUUUGCGGCCAAUUUGAAAUAAGCGUGCGUCGGGCGCUCACCGGUCGGCAUGGGGUGGUCCCAACUGUCUCUGGGCCGCAAGGCGGGCUACCUGUUCGCGGCCCUCAGUCUCGUGCUCGUCUUCAUCGCAUUCACGACGCCUUACUGGCUCGCCUCGGACCCGCGCGUGUACAGCGCGCAGCUCCUGCAGCUCGGCCUGUGGGAGACGUGCUUCCGCAGCUUCGCCGACCCCAGGGACCUGAAUAUGGAGAAGUACUACGUCGGAUGCCGGUGGAUUUUCGCGUACGAGUACAACACGCUGCGGGACUUCAUCGAGAUCCCAUUCUUUGUGGCGGUCCAAGUCUUCUUUACCAUCGGCUUCACGCUGCUGCUCCUCGCCUGUGUCCUGCUGCUGGCCAUGCAUAUUUGUCUGCCCUCAGCAAGAACUCUGCAGUUGCUCAAGAUUGUUAUCGCCCUACUUGUGGCAUCAGCGGUGUGCAACACAAUCGCAGUCAUAACGUUUGGCGCACGUGGUGAUGGCCGUGAUUGGAUGCCGGACCCUGACCACAACUUCUUGUCAUGGUCCUUUGCCCUGGGUGUGAUAGGGGCUUUCUGCACCUACGUUUCGGCUGUGCUCUUUGCUGUGGACAGUCGACGCAUGGCACGCAAACUGGACGAACAAGAGCACCAGCAACAAGCCUUUGGCAUGAAUCCAACACACACCAUGGGUGCGCCACCCCAGACUCGUGCCUGAAAACAUCAGUGACUUUGCUCGCAUACAUUCGUGUGAGUGGAAAGGGAACAGUGCCUGGCAAUGCAGUGACAGCCAACGAGGACACUUGAUUGGUUGGCUUCAAGGCAUCUUUGUGGUGCAUGUGUUGCUGAAACAGGCAAUUCAAAACUGGAUUCCUCGGUUCUUCAGCUCAGUGCAGUGUUCCCUUGCUCUGUUUUAUUUGAUUUGCAUAACACAAUGGCAGUGUAUAGCGCAUGAAUAUCUUGAGCAGCAUAGCUUCAUCUCGGCUUACAGCAGCUGACAAUGACCAAAUCAACCCUAAGGAAGGGCUCAGCAGAUGUGCCACAAUUCGUUAGCAGAUUGAAUAGAGGCCUAGAUUAAAUUAUUUCUCUCAUAAUGAUGUUUAAAUAUGUAUUAGCACAUGAAACAACCUGCCUAACUCGUAAACAACAGGAUGCUCAGUCUGUCAUCAUUGAAACAGUUAAAGAAUGCUCAAAGGAUUCAAAUGAAAUGUAGAAUGCUUUGUGCUGUAAAAUUUUAAAACCACUUGUAAAGCUUGAGGUGUUCUGUGGAGCUGUCAAGUUUGUGGAAACCACAGUAAGACUUGCUGCGAUGUAAACUUGUACCCGAGUGAAUUUCUACGAUCCACUUUCGUAUUUUCUAGAGUUUCAUCCAUUAAAAAAAGCGAGAAAAUUCGUAGUGGAUAUUUAUCGUUGUUUUUUUGUGGUGCUUUUUACAGCUUUUCUAUACCUCAGCAAACUUGGUGGUUCAUUCAUGAUGAACUAGGCUCUGAAUGGGGGCAUAGUUAUUUGCAAUUGACGUUCCUCAAUUCUCCAAGUUAUAGAAAUGUAGUAAAGAAAGGUGGUGCUUUGAGAGUUGGAAAACCCUACAGAAUCUUUUUUAGACGUUAGUAGAUACAUUGCACGUAGGUUCACUGUGUCACAAUAACCAAUGCACCACUGUGAGCAGGGAAGUAAUAAUUAUUGUGACGUAUUUUAAGGUUGGAAGGCUCCAAUCAUCAUGUAAUAACUUGGAGACUUGCGUCAUUCCAAAAGGAAGCACUAUUCUUCGAGAAAAGUGAUGUCAUAGAUAUUCACCCUGCUUUAUGAUCUGACCUUAUGAUUCUAAAAUUUAAUGUGAAAAGGUACUUUUUAUGGUGUCUCAGAUAUUUUACACAAAUUAUGUAACAUUGUUUUACCUGUUUAUAUGUCAUUGACAUAUAAUACAUAGUAUAUCUAUGGGGAACUCAUCAUAUUUUUCCUGAGUUCAGUUUUUAAUCUAGGCAUUUCUUACGAGCACUAACACAUCACUGUCCGUGGUGCUUACUUAUAAAGGAAAUUUCCAGCAAAAGAAGGAAGCGUUUUCCCACAUUGUGCAUCGGCUUAUCUUUGAAGGCUCCUUAUUUCCAGAAGUAGUAGUGCUAAUGUGCUGACGAAUAACUCAUUCUUACAAAGACAAUGUGAUGCUAAGUGCUCUAAAAGAAUCUUCACACAGUGCAUUUUGUCUGCAAAGGAAUCGCAUGGUCUAGUUAUCAACUUGUUCCGCUGUUUGGGCUUUGCCUAAAAAGGCAUGCAUAAAAAUCGUGAUGAUAAACACUGUAGCCUACCAUGAAAAAAAAAAACAAGAAAUAAUGUAUGAGAUUAUUUGGCCAAAGUUCUGUAUGUCAUAUCAGAAGCAUUCUGGAUGCCAGGUAACUUAGUGUGGCAUCCCCACUUCAGAUUAUGCCAGCUUAACACAGCUUUGCUUUUAAAUAGUCCUAGAGUCUCUAAAAGUAUAUAAUUUGCAGCUGUGAUGACCUGCAGAAUUUCGUGGCCAGCACUCGGUCUCUAAAAGCACAGUGAUGUGAUGGAGAUAGAAUUCCUUUGUAAGACUACAUUAGGAUAUGCCUUCACACGUACUACCAAGACGGUGUCCUUCACUACCUUAGCUACUAGCAUCCUUGCAUUCCAACUACAAGUUAUUUCUGUAGGCAUAAUUUCUUUGCUAUUUCUGCAGCACAGCAACAAGUCUUGUGCUUUGGAACAUUCCAGCUUGCAUUCCUUUUUUAACAAAGUCAAAUUAGCGCAAAUGAAGACGGACAGAAAGCCGAGGCACACAAGGACAGGCACUGCUACUGAUGCCUGUUUAUUGUGAAAAAUGCCCACUUAAAUAUAUACAUUCUGUCACGCAUGCGCCAUGACACGGCAUGAAAACUAUGAUAUAAGAAUGGCCCAAUCUUUGUCAGCGCAGCUUCAAUAGGACUGCAUUCUUCAGAAUACGCUUUAAUGCAAAGCGCUCUUUGAUCUGUGGUUUUAUCAUGUUACUUUCUGAGGUGUUUUCAUGAUGUGUCACGGCGCAUGCACGACGGAGUGUUUCGGUGGGAGUUGUCAUUUGCACCUGUCCCUGUCUGCCAAGUUGUCAUUUGUGCUAAUCUCAGUUUGUUGAAAUGCCGGACCAACCAGCACAACAGUCUGGCCUACUGCAGAUUACAUUCCAAUGUGGUGUUUUACUCUACAUGCAAAUGUCCAACUAGUGCACUACCUGUCGUGUUGUCAGGGCGCCCACACACAUUUUAUCUUGCACUUCCGUCCUGCUGGUAUGAUUUGCUCUGUGAUUUCUAAUUUGAAUCUCAGCCUGAUUGUGUCAUGUCAAUCCAGCUUCGUCUUUUUAUGGCAACCCAAUAUUACCAUUAUCGGGUGGCCUUUGUUCUCCUGAGCUUGUCGGACUGCAACUACUUUGAGUUGAAAAGCAGAGUGAUUUCUUUAUACUGUUCCAUUGAAGGAUGUUCUGGACAAGCAAUUCCACAGGAAAUGUGCCUCACUGCCCUAUCCGUCCAUUAAACUCUGUGCCUGCAUGUAAUCAAAGGCUCUAUUUUUGAACGUGUUCAGAGUGUGUGCGUGCCAAUGUGCUUUUAUAUAGUAGGUUGUGGCUGGUGCCAUGCUGCUAGAGCUUUUUGUAGCAGAAAAAUUUACACAAGUUGUGCACCAUUCUUGCACAGUGAUUAUCCCUGCAGUUUUGUUUCUGUGGGAACCAUCUGUAAAUAAAAUAAAUAUUGUGCCGCCUGUUGUUUUUAUGUUGCCGCCACCUCAUGUGAAAUUUUAGCGGAAGCAUUGCUCAAAGCAAGAAAGAAUGCCUUCAUGUCCGCACUGGGUUGUGUCUUGAGAUGCACUUGUCAUAAACUUGUAUGGCCGUGGUGCUUGUCUCAAAUCAUUGUGCUGGCACGUGAUGUAUUGUUUCCCCUGUUUCUGCAGAAUAAAGACGUGAUGACAAGCA
Molecule: messenger RNA, 4032 nt
Organism: Rhipicephalus sanguineus (brown dog tick)
Lineage: Eukaryota; Metazoa; Arthropoda; Arachnida; Ixodida; Ixodidae
Exons: 3
Coding region: 118-801 (227 amino acids)
Biological process (GO): septate junction assembly; regulation of tube size, open tracheal system
Cellular component (GO): membrane; septate junction
Source: RefSeq, a predicted model, not a curated record